AUGUCAUUCAUGAAUGAGGCCACUGGUCUUUCGUCAAGAGUAUCGUACAAAGACUACCUACAGUACUUUCUCUACGGAGGGAUGAUUUAUUUGGCUCUCAAGCAGUGGCGCAAGGCAUUACAUUUUCUUGGUGCUGUGAUCUCUAUGCCCACCAUCGGUUCUGUGAGCAUGAUUAUGGUUGAGGCAUAUAAAAAAUGGAUCCUCGUGGGGCUACUCGAAAAGGGCAAACUAUGUUCUCCACCGAGCAUGACUGCGCCUCAUAUCUUCAAAACAUUCCAGGCCCUUUCCAAGCCCUACAUCGCUCUUGCCCAUGCUUUUGAGUAUGGCGAUGUGAAAAGAAUAGAGGCGGAGGUUGAUGCUGCUAAAGAAAUAUGGUGUAUGGACAAUAACAUGGGUCUUGUUUCUCAGGUGGUCAAUGCAUAUUCAACACACUCAUUGAUCAAGGCGAAGAAGGUUUUUACAGCCUUGACGAUGGCAGAACUUUCAGCACACACGCCAUUAUUGCCUGCCGAUGCCAAUGGGGUUGGCGAGGCCCAUAUAGCAUCACUUAUUGUAUCUGAAGAUACAGAUGCGACUUUAGUACACUCCAACGCUAAUUCGACGGAUACGAUGUUGCAUUUCGGCGAUCUUUCCUCUCUGUUGAAAAUGCCACGUGAGACUAAUAUCCAAGCACAAUUCAAGCAAGAGGGACAAUUGCUGGAGAGUCUCUUUGGUGGUGUGGAAGGAAAUGGUAAUAGGCUAGGUUUGUGUGAUGAGUUCCUUGACGGUGUUCUAAGAGGCCAAUCGUGGCCUAGUGGUGGAGGUAUGAACCUGUUAGGUAUGGGUGGAAAUGGAGGUGUCGGUUUGGAGAUGGAGGAAGAUAUUAUGGGUGAUUUAUCUUAA
Molecule: messenger RNA, 882 nt
Organism: Penicillium verhagenii
Lineage: Eukaryota; Fungi; Ascomycota; Eurotiomycetes; Eurotiales; Aspergillaceae
Product: putative COP9 subunit 3
Exons: 3
Coding region: 1-882 (293 amino acids)
Biological process (GO): ubiquitin-dependent protein catabolic process
Cellular component (GO): COP9 signalosome
Source: RefSeq, a predicted model, not a curated record